AUGUCUUCUCGAAAUUUGGACCGAUACCAAAGUCCGUUCUCGAGAGCUUGGAUGAGUACUACCUCCGAGGUCGGGGGUGUUUCCGAGGUUUCUUCAAAGUCGGGCAGCAUGCUCUUGAACCUGUCGAGGAAACUUCGCAGCGGCUCGUCCUUGAGUUGUUCUAGCUCGAACAACUCGUGGAGUCUUCAGGGCUUCCUAGUGCUCAUGCUGAGCCUCAAGUCAGACUUCCAGGCGGGUUCGGCACUGGUCCUGCGUGGAGGAAUCAGCGGGACUUCCUCUCGCGCGAUGGUGGCGUGCCUUGUUGUGUUGGACCUGUUGGUCUCGUCGUCAGGUAUUGGCUCGGGUUCUUCGCGAGGAGGUUGGUUUGAGGGCUCGAUCACCAUGAAAGAUGACGCGGUGCAGAGUUUGCGUUCGCGGAGGAAGCAUGACCUCAUCACUCUUUGA
This is a messenger RNA of Microthlaspi erraticum, 444 nucleotides long. NCBI's taxonomy places the organism in Eukaryota, Viridiplantae, Streptophyta, Magnoliopsida, Brassicales, Brassicaceae. The record is from the annotation of a GenBank genome assembly.